AUGUUUGAGAACUCCGUCGCCCAGCAGCAGAGUCCUCAGACCUCGAGGCCGGGCCUGCCCUCGGCCAGACGCUCCCCAGCAUCUGCUAAUCCCAACCUGGGGUCAGGCUCCGCGGACUCUCCAUCCUCAGGAGGACAACAGAGGCUUAAAAAUGCCAUUAAUCUGGGCAAGGCUGUCGGCGCGAAGGUCAACGACUUGUUAAGAAGAAAGGAGCCCAGUCACCUCGGGGACAUCGGGGUGACUGAGGUUAACAAGAGCGUUGGUGCUGUAUGGAGCCGAAUGGACGAACUCAACCACACCACCGCUAACAGUCACAUCUCCUCCUUCGACUCCUUCCCUCGGCUGGACCCUCCGCCCCCGUCAGGGAAGAAGCGUCUGCCUCGGGCUCUGAAGACCACCCAGGACAUGAUGAUCUCCUCUGAUCCCGUGGUCUCCUCUCCAGACGCCGCUGACACUUCCUCCUUCCUCUCCUCUCCAGAGAAGACGCCGCUCAUCGCCGAAGAGGAGCAGCAGCAGCAGCAGUGGGGCGAGGCGGAAGGAGAGGGGUCAGAGGAGAUCGUGAAAGCGGAGGAGAAAGUCGCCGCUGAAAGUCCAGCUGAUGGAGUGGUAGAUGGAGGAGAGGAGGAUGUGGAAAGCACAAAAGAAGGCGCGGAGGAGCAUCAGACGCAGCUCCAGCUCUCUGUUCCAGACCUCAUCAAUAAAGAUCCACCCCAGCUGGAGACCCGAGCCAAACCCUGCGACGUCUGGCAGAAGGCUCCGGGACCAGACUCCCGCCUGGCCUCCACCCCCCGCUCGGGGAAAACUCCCUGCCGCAUCAGCCUGGGAGAAGAGGUCCUACUGGGGAAUGGCGCCCCCUGCAGUAAAGUAACAGGAGUGAGCGCUGAAGACUCAGAGCAUCACCCUGACCUGCUGUCCUUUGAGUGA
Messenger RNA from Labrus bergylta (ballan wrasse), 924 nucleotides. The record is from RefSeq and is a predicted model, not a curated record. NCBI's taxonomy places the organism in Eukaryota, Metazoa, Chordata, Actinopteri, Labriformes, Labridae.